AUGCGCUUCACCGCUAUCAUCCUCGCCCUCGCGGCCGCCGCCGUGGCUGUGCCUACCACCGCCAACACCUUCGCCGCCCAGGCAGCCAAGGCCUUCGAGGAGGCGCCCGAGUGCCACCUCCCGGACCCCGGCACGAACUGCGCUGGUGCCGCGAACAUGGACGUCGUCGUUUCCUACGGCAAGGACAUGACGCAGGCGGAGAAGGACCUCUACCUCAAUGCGGCCAAGGGCGCUGGUGCGAAUAUCAUCGGCACCACUGGCGAGCAUGGCUUCUACGGCUUCAUCCCCGAGUCCUUCGUCUCCCUCAUGAACGUCACCGGCCAGUCCUGCGGUCUCAAGGUCUUCGGCAACGGCUGCAUGGGCAUCCCAUGGUGCGGUGAGGCUCCUUGCUAG
Trematosphaeria pertusa is the source of this 393-nucleotide messenger RNA. RefSeq lists its product as uncharacterized. Bases 1 to 393 code for a protein of 130 amino acids. The transcript has 2 exons. The record is from RefSeq and is a predicted model, not a curated record. Lineage: Eukaryota; Fungi; Ascomycota; Dothideomycetes; Pleosporales; Trematosphaeriaceae.